UCUACAAUGUAGACUAAUUAUCUGAAUGAAUAAGACAUGUGUUUUAUGGGUUACUUACACCGUGUUUAUUACAUUAUAAUAUCAACAUAAAAUCACAGCUGAGCUUUAUGUAAAACACACUACACUUUUGAACUUCACAAGAAUUAUUUAGCCUAAUGGAACAACAUUUUGUGAGCACGGACCACUCUGGCCGUCAUUCCAGCGACUACGAGAUCGUGGCAAUGAAAAAUGACCCCCAGAAUAAACAACACCAUAAUGUGACAACUUCAACCAUACAAUUAGCAGGCGGGGGUAACUCGUCGUCAUCGUCAUCAAAUGUGACGUUUGAAAUACAGCAAGUCCCAACAGGAACUUUUUUGAACGAGUCGUCAGUAGGUGCAGUGAUCGACUCUGGAAUUGCUCCGUCCUUUUUCGAUAACCUUGAGCAAAGUGGUCAAGUCAUAUUCAAAGGGAUCCUGGACCACAAUGGAGCACUUGUUCUGGACCCUGCUCAGUUUGCUGCUCUUCUUGGUGGUGUUCAGAUAGAACAGCAGCAGGCUGUUGUGGGAGCACCGUCACGACACCGAGGUCUUUUGCCAGUAGCAGGACAAGUCCAGUCCGCCGUACCUUUGAUGCCUCUAAGUGAGAAUAAUAAGAUGUACAAAGUAUCAUCGUCAAAUCUGAGUGAAACAUCUGGUUCUACAGAGCCACCGCCACUAAUUAUACAAACCUUAUCGUCCGUAAACUUAACGAAUCCGAACAAUUCCAUUAAAACCUUGUCGUCAUUAUCGUCAUCAUCAUUAAGGGGAAGUAUUACAACGACGACUGCGUCCAUCUCCAAGUUGAUUUCAACAACAGAGAUUAAUUCAAAUUAUAACGACAUUUCUGGAAAUAUAGCAACACAACAGGGAAGUAGCGGUAUUAAUAAUGACAGCAACAAACCUCCUAGCAAUGGGACGGAAAUUGAAAAUCAGCAGCCAGAAUGUUUCACAGAAUUGUCGACGGCAGAACCAAUAAAUAGAGGACCCUAUAAGUGUCAGGAAUGUGAUAAGGUGUUAAUUUCAUGGUCUCAUUUCAAACGUCACAAGUCAGAACAUUUAGACGCCAAAGCAUUUCAGUGCUUACUGUGUUCAAUGUCAUUUAACUUUGAAAUUAAUUUGAAACUUCACGAAAGUAUACACGAAGCAGAGAUCUCGGGAUGUCUGGAGUGUCAAAUAUGUCCUGCAAAAUUUUCAAGGUUGGCAAGUUUAAGAAGCCAUGUUCGAGUUCAUGAAAAAGAAGAAAAUCAAGUGUGUCCGGAAUGCGGGGAUGAAUUUGCUACAAAAGCACGACUAGAUACUCAUCUAGAGGAGCACAAGACCACCAUCUCUUUGAUUUAUAGGUGUAAACUAUGUGGAACUUCUUUUGCUUCUGCUUCACUUUUAAGAUGUCAUUCCAAAGAACAUUCUGCCGUCCGGAACCAAUUGAAACUUCUAAACCCUAGGAGAAAACGACCCGUUGUUCAACCGCAGGUCAAGACUGGCUUGACAGAGACUACAGAUAACCAGGAGAGUCACGAACCUAGUGCUGCUAGUAGAUCAUCAAGAAUCAAGGACAAGAAAAAGUUGCAUUGUUCUAUAUGUUCCAAGCGGUUUGAAAAACCUAGUCAACUUACCAGGCACAUGAGGAUUCACACUGGAGAAAAGCCUUAUUCGUGCAACCAAUGUGGCCGGAGUUUCAACCAAAAGAACACACUAGACAGUCACAUAUUAUCAAUGCAUGAAAAGCUGAAACCCCAUACUUGUCAUCUUUGUAAUUGUCAAUUUAGUCAACGUGGUAAUCUCCGUGCCCAUGUUUUAAAAGUCCAUAUUCACCCAGGAAAUGGAGAAAAAUGCUUCGAAUGUGAAGACUGUUCUUGCGUAUUCAAGAAAUUGGCGAGUUUGAACACCCACAUUGCCAAAGUUCAUUCAAAGACAAAACAGCCCAGUGGUGAACUCAUUGAUGACAAUACAGAUUCGCCUAGAGUUAUGUUUAUUGGGAUGCCGCCAAUCCUCCCUUCAUUGAUCUCGGCAUCAUCGUCUGGGUCGCUGGAAGCUAAAGAACAACAAUUAGUUUUUAAUCCAGUGACAAACAUUUCUUAUGAUACUCUGCCUACCAUUUCCGAGGUCAGUGUGAUACAUGAGGCUGCUGGAAUUCCACGAACAGCGUAUAACGUUAAAGUUAAGCGAGUGGGUCAAGACAAGUUUCAUCUUUGUCCAUAUGAUUGCAACAAGUCAUUCAAGAAACCGUCGGAUUUAAUACGUCACAUUCGAAUUCAUACCCAAGAGCGACCAUAUGUCUGCACAAUUUGUAGGAAAUCAUUUUCAGUGAAAUCGACAUUAUCCAUCCACAUGAAGACACAUGCCGACCAAAAAGACUGGGAAUGUCGAGAUUGUCAUAAAAAAUUUACUGUCUUAACUUCUCUUCGAGCACAUGAGCGAGUACACACGGGUGCCAAACCUUUUUCCUGCAUUUCUUGUCACAAAUGGUUUAGAACAUCAUCUCAACGUAGGGUUCACAUGAGAGUGCAUUCCCGGAAUUCUCAAGGAUUAACUGGGAAAAGACGUCUUUUGCGUAUCGGUGACACUGGACCUAAAAUUGACCUUUCGGACCCGUUAAAAAUUACCUCCGCUGGGUUAAUACCUGUCCCUAGUCGAUCUAUCCAGUCAGUUGUUACACAAGAGGCUGGUCAGGACCCCAAAUGUCGUCCUUAUCGUUGUUCCAUGUGUCCUUCUGGAUUUAAAAAAUCCUCCCAUUUGAAACAGCAUCAGCGGUCACACACUGGCGAAAGACCGUAUCAAUGUUUCCAAUGUUUUAGAAGCUUCAUAUCUAGUGGUGUAUUGAAGAAUCAUAUCAAAACCCAUGAAGGAGUGCGUGCAUACAAAUGUAAAGAAUGUCAAUUGUCCUUUACUACAAAUGGGAGUUUAACUCGACACAUGGCGACUCACAGAGAAGAGAGGUCAUUCAUUUGCCCAUACUGCCACAAGGGUUUCAAAACUAGUGUAGCUUGUAGAAAACACAUUAAGACGCAUCGAAGUGAAUUCGUUGCUCUCCAUACCAAAAGGGAUCCUGACAAGAAUCAAGUCAACAACACAAACGAUAACAACAACGGUGCUGAACAGAUUAGCGUAAAUCAAGCUCACCAGCAAAAAGAAGAUGAUGAUUUAGCAAGUAACGAGGAAGAAAACAUUUCCGAGGGAAAUGGUCACACUUUUUCCAGAACAGGGGCGUCUAACAUCCCAAACCGAAAUGUCGAACCAGAUGGUCGUACCAAACUGUUUGAACCAGUUCUGCCUCCAAAUAAAAGUUCCUUGCCCUCAACAACCUAUGAAUGCAUCACGGGAGAUUUGUCAGACAACCUUUUGCAUCAAGAAAAGAAAAUCUACAGUAUGUCAUCUAAUGUGGUUCAUAUGAACAACAGCAGUGUGCAUUUUGGAGAUGAUCGCAACAGCAGAACUUCUCAACCUCUUAUUCAUUAUUCCGUUUCAUCCAUUGACGACGCUGUGACUCAUAUAUCACUCGCAGAUGCCCAAUCGUUCGAAAAUUCUAUCUUUACGCUGCAGCAUGGAUCCACCCACAUUGAUUUACCAGUAGUGUCGUUGUCUUCCCUAAUUACUACAUCAUCAUCAGCCGUACAUACAGAUACGCGUCCUACGGUUUUCACUCAACCUGCUACAUUUGUCAGAGUAGAAGACGCUAAUCAUAAUCCUGGCGACAAAAAUAAUGAUGACGAAUCAGAUAUUCCUCUUCAUGUGGAAACUGUUCAAACUGUUAUUACUUCAGAGGACUGUGAUGAUGAAAUCAGCAAAAUUCGAGACAGUUCUCGUCCAAUAUCACAACAAAUAUACAAUGAGAUGCAAACCGCAGCCUCAACAGAAGUGCAAGUGAAUAUGACAGAGCUGCUACUGAAUAAUUUUGGCGAGUUAGAAAAGGGAAAAAUGAAUAUCUGCACGCAUUGUGGAAGAGGAUUUAAAAAACGGUCUGAUUUAGUUCGCCAUACAAGAAUUCACACUGGGGAGAAGCCGUUUAGAUGUACUGCGUGUGGAAAAGCAUUUCGUGUCAAGUCAACGAGAGAAGCUCAUAUGAGGACACAUGAAGGGGGAAAGACAGUCGCCUGCCAUGUCUGUAACAAUCUGUUUUCAACGAAAAGUAGUUUGCGUGUGCAUCUUCGGCUACACACCGGAUCGAGACCAUAUAAAUGUAUGCACUGCGAACGCACAUUUCGCACUUCAGGACAUCGCAAAGCCCACAUUUCGUCACACUUCAAGACGUCCAAAGAGUUUAAUAAAAAUAUUGGAGCUCGCAAACUUCCUACUUCCAUACUUCCACCGGUACAAACUAUCAAGGAGAAACUCGAAAUUUCUGGGUCUGUUGAUAACCCACAAUCUCAACAACACCAAGUCAACCAUGAAGAUCACCACACAAUAUACACAGUAAAUACACUAGAACAACAACAAAGCGUCGUUCAUCAAGGUUCAUCAUCAUCUACUAUGCAAGACCCUGUUCAAAUAAUAGGAAGUCUUCAAGUCUCAAUGGAUGGCUCACAAGUUCAAAAUAUUCAUUUGGGAGGCCUAGAUCUUAGUACGCUUCAAAUCAGCGAAGAAUUACUUCAAAGUCUUGGAAGUGUAAUAUUUGUAGCUCCACACACCAACCAGAUUAUCACCGCUGCGGAUCUGAGUAACGUUAACCUUAUCGGACCUGGAGUUACAAUUCACACCGACUCAGAUAUUGUUGAAAAUCAGCAAGGCAUGCAGCAGAACAUGGAUAUUGAAGUGAAGCAAUCCUCAUCAACUGUUGUCACACAAAAUCAUCAAGUACAACAAACUUCGCUUACCUCAAUUGUGUCAAUGUCUGAUUUGGAAACACUUAUUCCUGCAAACAACAAUUUGAUCGGACUCGCUCACUUUAGCUCAAACAAUGUUGUUGUCAAUAAUUCCCCAAUGCUAUCGUCCACCUCAACAGCAAUUUCAUCAUCGUCAUCAUCGUCAUUACCUAAUAGCAACAUCAAAGAUGGCUCAAUGAUAACAACAACUAAAGAAAUAAGUAAUGGGAGUAAUGAUAAUGGAGGCGAUGCCAAAGAUAACAACGUUGUGAUGGUCUCUCAACCUCAGCCUACGAACAACAAACAAUGUCCAAUAUGCGACAAGAUAUUCGCAAAGCCUUCUCUUCGCAAUCGUCACAUGACGGUCCAUACAGGGAUCAAGCCCUUCAAGUGUGACAUUUGCAGUUGUACCUUUAAUCAGAAAAACUCCCUCGAUGUUCACAAGUAUACGCACUGCACGGAGAGACCCUUCGUCUGUACAAGUUGUCCCUUUAAAACUGUAGCCAAAGGGUCUUUAAAGACACAUAUUCAACGAGCCCAUCCAAAUGCAAACAUGGAGGAAAUGUUGAAUGCCUCAGAGGUCAAGUUUUAGUUUAAAUUUAAGCAGACUUCACAAUUGUUUUAUAAAUUUUGACAGUAACUUGAAUAUAGAGAAGAGUUGUAUAUUUUUAUGAAAUAAAGACCAUAUUCGUUUUUUAUCAACUUUGAUUAACCAAAA
Molecule: messenger RNA, 5537 nt
Organism: Folsomia candida
Lineage: Eukaryota; Metazoa; Arthropoda; Collembola; Entomobryomorpha; Isotomidae
Product: zinc finger protein 236
Exons: 15
Coding region: 156-5411 (1751 amino acids)
Biological process (GO): regulation of transcription by RNA polymerase II
Cellular component (GO): nucleus
Molecular function (GO): RNA polymerase II transcription regulatory region sequence-specific DNA binding; DNA-binding transcription factor activity, RNA polymerase II-specific
Source: RefSeq, a predicted model, not a curated record